GCCAAAACAUGAUGUCUCUUGCUCUGUGCUUGCUUUUUUCUACUCUGAAAUGUCCUGUGUGUAUGCGUUGCAGCAUUUCUCUUCUAAGCUUGUGAGGAAUUAUUAUCUUCUCACCUUUCAAGAGAAUUCCAUCAGCCUCUGUGAUCUCAUGACGGUGGUUCCAGUAUUCGCUGAUGAAUGAGGGGCACCUUUUCCUUGUCUCCGGCCAGCCUGAUCAAAUUGCAUCUCGAAGGCCAGACAGUUGCUCAUCUUCAGCUGUUGCUGUUUUGAGGUCUCUUAGCCUGUCAGUACUUACUGGCAUUGUGCUCAUCACAGUGUGUACUUGUGUUUCCAUGUCCUCAGUUAGUGAUUGGUCCUCGUCAUAAGUAGAAUUCCUCCACAGUUUGUCAGCGACUGGAAUCUCCUUCCCUGGUUUGUUAAUGAGAGUGAUGCUGUAUUUUGCAGGGCAAGCAACAUUCGUUGUAGGCGUAGUGGUGCAGAGGCCAAAGGCUUGUGAAUUAUUGACUCAAGUGUCUUAUGGUCUGAUUCAACAGUUACAUGUUUUCCAUAUAUGUAUUUGUGGUAAUCUUUUGCAACCGUACAGCACUGUAUAUAGCUCCUUCUCAAUCUGAGCUUAGUUUUGCUCUGUGCUGUUGAGAAGUUUGGAUCUAUAUGCAACUGAUCGGCCUUCCUGCAUGAUUGUUGCACCUAAACCAUGUUUUGAUGCAUCGACUUGCAGUGUCACUUCUUUUUUGGGGUCAAAGUAGCCUAUUACUGGCCCUGGUUCGGCUGUUAUUGUCUCUUUCAUUUUUUCAAAUGCAGUCUGGUGGGUUUUAUCCCAUUUAAAUUCUGUGUCGUGUCGCAGGAGGUGUCUGAGUGGUGCGUUCACCUCAGCCAGAUGUGGGGCAAACCUGGCAAGGUAAUUCACCAUGCCAAGGAUCAUUUCCAGCUCUGCCUCAGUUGUUGGUGACUGCAUGUCACGGAUUGCUUUCACCUUUAGGGGAUCUGGUUUCAGUCCUUUAGCUGUGAGUUUGUGUCCAAAGUAGCUGACUUCACUGAUACAGAUGCACUUAUCUAGGUUGAGCUUUAAACCUCAUUCCCUGGUCAUGAUCCUCUUUUGUUUUUCCAAACAUUACGAUGUCGUCUACGAUGCCAGCCACUCCCCCCAGGCCUUCACACACUUCAUCGAUUCGCCUCUGGAACUCAUCCUGGGCGGACACGAUGCCCAAGGGAAGCCUGAGGAAACGAUAUCUUCCAAAGAUGGUGUUAAACGUGGCUUGAUGCACUCCUGCGGCAAGCUCCUCCUCCUACUCUCGCUGCUCGCUCCUCUGCAGGGAUGCGCCCGGUCUUACCCGAUCAGUUUUUGGCAGAUCAUCACUUUAUGGCACAAUGCCGAUGUUAAGCAGAUGCUGAUGGUUAAAGAAGAAGCUCUUGUAAACCACAGACCUUGUGCUGACCUACAUGACCCAAAGCUCCACCACACAAAGGAGGAACAGGAGGAGGUCUACACCAGUCUGGGGGGAGAGCAGCUCAAUGGGAAGAAGGAGAUUGAUGCCAUCAGGUUUCCAAUCACUGCUACUCUCAUAAAGAGUGAGGAUGAUAAACAGUCCCCUCUGCUCUCACAGCUUUAUCAAGUUCAAAUUAAAGGCAGAGCGCUUCCAGAACACAUCAAUGGAGGAGAAGAAUCCAUCAGGAUACAAGAUCAUGGAGAUGGUUCCAUUUCCUCAGAAACUGAAGACACUGAGAAGGAUGAAAAGGCCGAUGAUGUAAAGCAUCCCGUCUCUGAUCUCAAACACUUGUCAGACUCUGGACUGAAAUCUAAGGACAUGGACAAUGACUGGAAGGACAGCAGAGCUCCUGAGUCAGAUGUAAACAUUAACAAACCUUUUAGCUCGGCUGCGUUUGCUGAACAAUUUGUUCACCGUGGCUUUCUUCAGAAAGACAUGAUAAAUUCAGAAAUAGGAACUUUAAGCUCGCUGGAUGGGAAGAAAUGUUUCACAAAGAAGAAAAAUGUGGAAUCGUCAAUGAAAGUCCAGACAGGAGUGAAGUUUAGCUGUGAAGACUGUGGUAAAACCUUUAUUGGAAAAUACACUUUAAACAUACAUAAGAGAAUCCACACUGGAGAGAGACCUUUCUGUUGCGAUCUAUGUGGACAAAGAUUUAACCAAAAAACUAAUUUAAACACACACAUGAGAGUCCACACUGGACAGAAACCUUUCUGUUGUGAUCUAUGUGGAAACAGAUUUAACCAAAAAGAAAGUUUAAACACACACAUGAGAAUCCACACUGGACAGAAACCUUUCUGUUGUGAUCUAUGUGGACAAAGAUUUAACAGAAAACAUCAUUUAAAAACACACAUGAGAAUCCACACUGGACAGAAACCUUUCUGUUGUGAUCUAUGUGGACAAAGAUUUAACCAACUAACAAAUUUAAACACACAUAUGAGAAUCCACAGUGGACAGAAACCUUUCUGUUGUGAUUUAUGUGGACAAAAAUUUAACCAAAAAACAAAUCUAAGCACACACAUGAGAAUCCACACUGGACAGAAACCUUUCUGUUGUGAUCUAUGUGGACAAAAAUUUAACCAAAAAGGAAGUUUAAAUAAACACAUGAGAAUCCACACUGGACAGAAACCUUUCUGUUGUGAUCUAUGUGGACAAAAAUUUACUGAAAAAGGAAGUUUAAACAAACAUAUGAAAAUCCACACUGGACAGAAAUCUUUCUGUUGUGAUCUAUGUGGACAAAGAUUUAACCAAAAAGGACAUUUAAACACACACAUGAGAAUCCACACUGGACAGAAACCUUUCUGUUGUGAUUUAUGUGGACAAAGAUUUACUGAAAAAGGAAGUUUAAACACACACAUGAGAAUCCACACUGGACAGAAACCUUUCUGUUGUGAUUUAUGUGGACAAAGAUUUAACCAAAAAGGACAUUUAAACACACACAUGAGAAUCCACACUGGACAGAAACCUUUCUGUUGUGAUUUAUGUGGACAAAGAUUUAGCCAAAAAGGAAAUUUAAAGAAACACAUGAGAAUCCACACUGGACAGAAACCUUUUUGUUGUGAUUUAUGUGGACAAAGAUUUAGCCAAAAAGGAAAUUUAAAGAAACACAUGAGAAUCCACACUAGAGAGGAAAAUGUUUAAAGUUUAAAUGCUCAAACAGAUUAUGGUUGCUGCAAAAGUUUUUGAUGUGAAGUGCAAGGCCAGCGGCGGGAAUACUUCUAAUCUGAGGAAGCACCUAGUUAAACACCAGAUUUUUGUCAAGGCUGAAGAGUCCAAAAUUUCAGAUAUAUAGCUACAACUCCUUCAUUCAGCACCGUUAACACGCCUGCUAAUGGAUACAAUUUGUGCAAUACAUUUUUGCCUUAUUGAGAAAACAAAAACUGCGUAGUUAAGGGUUUUCAUUUGCAAGAAAUGUUUGAAACAACUGAGAUGUUACAAUACCAACAGCUGGAUGUUGUUUUGAUAUAUUCAUUAAAGUUUAUAUAUAGAA
This is a messenger RNA of Girardinichthys multiradiatus, 3474 nucleotides long. RefSeq names its product zinc finger protein ZFP2-like. The record is from RefSeq and is a predicted model, not a curated record. The transcript has 4 exons. Lineage: Eukaryota; Metazoa; Chordata; Actinopteri; Cyprinodontiformes; Goodeidae. Bases 1044 to 3125 code for a protein of 693 amino acids.